Molecule: messenger RNA, 1553 nt
Organism: Solanum dulcamara
Lineage: Eukaryota; Viridiplantae; Streptophyta; Magnoliopsida; Solanales; Solanaceae
Product: trihelix transcription factor ASR3-like
Exons: 3
Coding region: 178-1131 (317 amino acids)
Source: RefSeq, a predicted model, not a curated record
AGAUUAUUACAAAGUGGAGUCAUCACCAUAAGAAUUAUUAAUACCCAAAAGGCUUAGGGCAUGAAAUAUUAUUACCAUUAAAACUAAACACUUUCUCUCCCCCUCAACGGGGCCGUCCUACUGAAAACGGCGUUAUCAUAAUUCCGUUAACUCACGGGGGCUUCUUCAAAAAGUAGUAUGAAGCUUGAGCGAUUGACCCUAAUUCCGUCUACCGACUCCGACGGCCGUCUGAACGGCGCCGAUGAUUCCAACAAAGUUCCGAGGCUUCCUCGUUGGACCAGACAAGAAAUUCUGGUUCUGAUACAGGGGAAAAAAGUUGCUGAAAACCGGAUCCGUCGAGGGCGAACCGGAGGUCUGGAAUUGGGUUCAGCACAGGUUGAACCCAAAUGGGCUUCUGUUUCUUCCUACUGUAAAAGACAUGGUGUGAACCGUGGACCGGUUCAAUGCCGGAAGAGAUGGAGUAAUUUGGCAGGAGAUUUUAAGAAGAUUAAAGAGUGGGAGUCUUUGAUUAAAGAAGAAACAGAGUCCUUUUGGGUCAUGAGGAAUGAUUUGAGGAGAGAGAAAAAAUUACCUGGAUUUUUUGAUAGAGAAGUGUAUGAUAUUCUUGAUCGUGGAAAUGGAAACGGAAAUGGCGAUGAAGAAGGAGGGUUGGUUUUGGCUUUGGGGUCAGAAGUUUUGUUUGAUAGUGGGAAAAGUGCUGCUGCUGCAGGGGAUGAUGGCUUGUUUUCAGAUUUUGAGCCAGAUGAAGCAGGCGCCACUCCCCAUAAACCAGUCAAUGACCCUCCUAUUCCUACUCCAAUUUCAGAGCAACAACAUCAACCACUCUCUCAAGUUUCUCCUACACAAGGUACAAGCCAACCUACCACCCGAGAACCCGAUAUAGGAAGCGGUCAGGAAGGAAGGAAAAGAAAGCAAAACGACUUAGAUGCAGAUGAUGAAGAAGCAAGGAAUGUGCAACAUCACUUAGUGAGAGCAUUGGAGAGGAAUGGCAAACUUGUGAGCUCCCAACUUGAAGCUCAGAAUAUGCAUUUUGAACAGGAUAGGGAGCAAAGAAAGGGCCAUGUCGAUAACUUAGUAGCAGUACUUACCAAGCUUGCAGAUGCUUUGGGAAGAAUUGCAGAUAAGUUAUAGUGCCCUGUUCAGUUAAUUACAAUGCAUAGCAUGUUGUCUUCAACCACAAGGCUGAAGUUCAGUUUUGGUUGGUUAAUUAGUAGUUGGAGAUAACAUUCUUCUUAGCUUUCAAAGGCUUAGUCUGGGCACAGCAGGUGUACAAAAGAAAUAGUAAUAAAUACAGAAUUUGGAGGGGCUGGCAUCUUUUUGUUUUUUCUUAAUUCUUGUUUAUACACAAGUAUCUCUUAUGUCACAAUUGUCCGACAGGUAGGAUUUUGUUUAUGAGCGUCCUUAUAUCUUAUCUGACUACUUGGGAUUGCUUGCUCGGUUUGCAGACAAAUUGUAUACAAAUUAUGAUAUCUCCAUUUUAGUUGGCAUUGUAUUAAUGAGGAUUUCCUUUAAUCUAUGGCAUCUAAUUUAAAGGGGUUUGGUUUUAAAUUGAA